Messenger RNA from Cladocopium goreaui, 1239 nucleotides. The record is from the annotation of a GenBank genome assembly. Lineage: Eukaryota; Dinophyceae; Suessiales; Symbiodiniaceae.
AUGAAAAACAUCGUGAGCAACGCUGCAGCGAGGAUUUUCUACCGCAUCCACUGCACCACUGGGGCGUUUUCCGCGACUGAUUUGCUGAGGCCGGGUAUUGACUUUGGCCACUUUAAGACCGGCCACUUGACCACGGUCGAUCUCUCGAAGCGUGGCUUGGAUGACGACGAUUUCGUUUUCUUAGAGGAAUGGCUUCGAAGAUACGACUGUGUGACUGACUUGAACAUCUCAUGGAAUUUUAUGUCUAGAGAUGGGAUCCGAAAGCUGACGCGGCAUAUCAAGGAGUCGAAGGUCUUGACAAAGCUCAAUUGUGUUGGUCUCCCCGUGACCUUGGAGGGCUCGUCGCUGCUGGCGCGUGCGGUCGUGGAAAAUCACACCCUGCGGCAAGUGGCGUUGCCCUUGGGACACUGCCACGACACCACGGAGAGACAGCAGAUGAUUCAGCAGUUCGGAAUGGGCUUGGCCAGCCACCCCACGCUGCAAAGCUUCGCGUGCACGCGGACGCCCAACUUGGAAUAUGCCGGUCUCAAUGACGUCAGAGAGAACAAGAUUCGAGCCUUCCCUCCGGAGCGCAGUGGCGGCUGGCCACGCACACAGGUGGCUGUGUACAUGUGGUUUCUGGCGGCCACCAAGCCUGACUUGGAGAGGUUGACCCUCGGGGGCAGCGGCAAACCGAAGGUCGACUACCCCAAAGAAGUUUGUCAAAGUGCGAACCCAGAUCUGAUCCCUGCAACGUUGGGCGUCUUGCACGACGCAGGCCAUCGGCUGCAACAGGUGUCGAUCGCACUACCUCUGCACUACGCUUCACGUGCCAUGGAGCUGCUGAGAGUGUUGACGGUUUGUGUCAGUUUGAGAACUUUGAAACUGUUGGGCUUCGCUUCUGCCACCUUCAAAGAUUCUCAGCUGCCGCCUGAAUGGACGUCCAUCGGCAACGCGCCUCGGUGGCUUUUUGAAGAUCGCUUGCAGCGCAAGAGGACACACUGGCAAGCACUUCAUGGUUUAUUAGCGGCCUUGCCUCACUUGGAACAGUUCAAUGAUCUGGCCCUGGGCGGGCCCAGCAUGCGCGAGUCGCCUGAGCUCACGUGUUUGCUGCUGAUGCAAUGCGUGGAAGGCGUUGCCACGGAUCUGGCCAAUGGUGCAGGUGGUGGAGAAGCACUGCUGAAGGCCAAUCUGCAAGCAGACGCGGAUGUGGACGCUUUUUGCGACAUCUUGCGCUUGUUGAGUCGGGGCCUCAAAUGA